AUGCAAGAGCUUGGAAUACAGGGUAGAGAAGUAAAUAAUCUUGCUGUUUUAAUAUGGACUGAUUCAAUUAACGAUGUAGAUUGGUAUACUUUCUUAAACCUUUGGCAAACAAUCAAUAGAAUACCAUUUUCGAAUGUUUUAUGUAGAAAAUCAUCUCUUACUAGAUGCAUACAGCAAAUAUCUACACAUUUUCCAAAUCUUUAUUCAUUUUAUCCAAAAUCAUUCAUUUUACCAUAUAAACAAUCAGCAUUUUUACGUGCAAAACAGAGUAAGAAUUGUACGUGGAUCAUUAAACCAGAUGGCGGAUCCUUAGGAAACGGAAUUACAAUUCUCAAGCCAGGAUGCGAUUAUCCACCAGAUAACAACCUUGCAGUAGCUCAACAGUACCUUGAAUCAUUCAUCCUAGAUAAAAAGAAGUUCGAUCUAAGGGUUUACGCUUUGGUUGCUAGUAUUGAUCCAUUAGAAAUCUAUGUAUACCGAAAUGGGUUAUCAAGAUUUUGCUCAGAUGAGACAGAUCAAUCUUCGGUUUACUCACAAAUCACAAAUGUUACGCUGAAUAAACAAAACCCAGAAUUUGAUGGGUUUCAAGACAUAUCUAGGUUAAUUUCAGAUACGUUUGAGCGCUUAAAGAACGAAUUUAAUGCAGAUAUUAAUAAAUUAUGGGAAGAAAUCGAUAAUGUUGUUACAUUAACCAUAAUUUCUGGACUUAAGUACAUGAAGACUGGCGUGAAAAGCUAUCUUAAGCCUUCUAUUGUAUCAAGAUGCUUUCAGAUCUUUGGUUUUGAUAUACUUCUUGAUACAAAUCUUCAUCCUCAUGUUAUCGAAGUAAAUUAUCGGCCAAAUCUAGAAUAUCAUAGAGGACCAGAGCGUAGAAUGAAGGUUGGAAUGAUAAAAGAUGCAAUAGCUAUCGCCGCUCCUUUUGAAUCUCUUCAAUCUGCUCUAGAUUACAGAAAACUGGGUUGGAGUAACGAAACAUGGAGAACAUAUCUCAUGAACAACCCAGAACUCAAAGAAUUAAUCAAAAGUUCAAAAGAAAAAGCAAUUCAAUUGUCAAAUUUUGUCAAAGUAUAUCCAACAACCGGAGAACUCAAUAAGACUUACCAGGAUGUAAUCAAAGUUGUCGAAAAUAUGAAGCUUGAAUCAAUUCCAGGUUCAUUCUUGAUUCCUGAGAGAGAUAUGUAA
Molecule: messenger RNA, 1182 nt
Organism: Trichomonas vaginalis G3
Lineage: Eukaryota; Parabasalia; Trichomonadida; Trichomonadidae
Product: positive regulation of cilium movement
Exons: 1
Coding region: 1-1182 (393 amino acids)
Biological process (GO): protein polyglutamylation; microtubule cytoskeleton organization
Cellular component (GO): cilium
Molecular function (GO): tubulin-glutamic acid ligase activity; tubulin binding
Source: RefSeq, a predicted model, not a curated record